AUGCGAGCUCUGUCGCUUCUCUUUGGGCUGGCGGCCUCUGCCUCUGCCUCUGCCGUGACUCUGAGAGACAAUCAAUCCUUUCAAGCGAAAUGUGAGCAGUUUGCCCACAAGAUCCAGGUACAGGAUGGAAAGGUCCACCAGGUGACUUAUGUCCCAUCUGGAACCAAUGUUUCCAUGCCAGCCGUUCCGGCGAGCUGUGGAGGAAAUGCGUACAGCGACAAGACACCCUUUGACUUCUGUCGAGUUUCUCUUAAUGUAACGACUUCGCCCGAAAGUCAAUUCUACAUGGAGGCGUGGCUCCCGAGCAACUACUCGGGUAGAUUCUUGAGCACCGGCAAUGGAGGCCUUGGUGGAUGUAUCCAGUAUAAGGACAUGUUCUACGCCACGCAGUAUGGUUUUGCCACCGUCGGCACCAAUAAUGGACAUAACGGAGAUACCGGAGUCUUUUUCUAUCACAACAAUGAAACCCUCAAAGACUACGCCUACCGAGCCAUGCACACCGGUGUCGUUGUCGGCAAAGAGAUUACCAAGCAGUUUUACAGCCAAGGCUACCAUAAAUCUUACUAUAUGGGCUGCUCAACCGGGGGCCGUCAAGGUUGGAAAGCUAUUCAGAAAUACCCCGACGACUUUGAUGGCGUACUUGCAGGAUCCCCUGCAAUCAACUUGGUCAAUUUGAUCAACUGGGGUGCUCGCUUCCUUCCGAUCACGGGGAAUUCCAGCGCGGCGAGAUUUGUGACGAAUGAGCAAUGGACAACAGUUCACAAAGAAAUCCUCCGGCAAUGCGAUGAUCUCGAUGGUGCCGCUGACGGCAUCAUCGAGGAUCCUGAUCUCUGUCAUCCUGUCUUUGAGACACUGCUCUGCAACUCGACCACUUCAAAAGGCUGCGACUCCUGCCUCACAGGCACACAGAUCGAAACAGUGAACAGAGUCUUCAGUCCUCUAUACGGUAACAACGACACACUCUUGUAUCCAAGAAUGCAGCCAGGCUCCGAGCUUCUCGCCGCGUUAAUGUAUUAUAACGGUAUGUCAUUCGCUUAUGCCACAGAGUGGUUCCGUUACGUCGUUUACAGCAACCCGAAUUGGGACCCUGCCACAUGGAACAUCCAGGAUGCCAUUGUCGCGAAUGCACAUGAGCCAUACAAUGUGUCGACUUUCCAGGGUGACAUCUCCGCGUUUCAAAAACGGAAUGGCAAAGUCCUCCACUACCAUGGAAUGGAAGACCCCAUCAUCACCUCUGACAGCUCAAAGAUGUAUUACAAGCAUGUUGCCGACACCAUGAGCCGAAGCCCCACCGAGCUGGAUGACUUCUAUCGCUUCUUUACUAUUAGCGGCAUGGGCCACUGUUCUACGGGUGCAGGUGCUAGCUCGAUUGGGCAAGGCCUGGGAACAUUUGCAGGUAAUGAUCCUCAGGACAAUGUUCUUCUGGCUAUGGUGCGGUGGGUGGAAGAAGGCAUUGCACCGGAGUAUGUGCGGGGAACAAAGUUCAACGGUACGACUGUGGAAUAUCGUCGCAAGCACUGCAAGUACCCCAAACGGAACAAGUAUGUUGGUCCGGGGCCAUAUGAGGAUGAGGAUGCUUGGGAGUGUGUCUAG
Penicillium diatomitis is the source of this 1593-nucleotide messenger RNA. Its product is annotated as feruloyl esterase B-1. The coding region runs from base 1 to 1593 and encodes 530 amino acids. Lineage: Eukaryota; Fungi; Ascomycota; Eurotiomycetes; Eurotiales; Aspergillaceae. The transcript is spliced from 2 exons. The record is from RefSeq and is a predicted model, not a curated record.